Messenger RNA from Xyrichtys novacula (pearly razorfish), 7317 nucleotides. NCBI's taxonomy places the organism in Eukaryota, Metazoa, Chordata, Actinopteri, Labriformes, Labridae. The record is from the annotation of a GenBank genome assembly.
AUGGAGGCUGAAGUGGACGAAGAUGAUGGGACUUUUACUAACAUCUCUCUGGCAGAUGACACAGGUAAGGCCAUGGAGGUCUCUUAGCAGCUGCCUCCUCUCAAAGUCAGUCAUUUUCUAUUCUUUACUGUAACUUCAGACAUAAAACCAGUAUAAUGAGUUGUGCUCAAACUUUCAUUUUUAAACACAGACUUCCUUCCGAGAUCCUGGUGAUAGAUUGAAGUUUUGUCUCUAGUGUUUAUGUAGAGCAAGUGCCAUUGACAGCUGUAGUCCUUUGUAAAUGCAGCAUGUUUCUCAGGUGUAAAGUAGUUAAAUCUAUGCUGCUGUAAUACACAGAUAUGUUUGAUAAAACUUGCCCUUGUGUUUUGAACACAUUUUAUUUCUGUCAUGCAUAACUGUGCAUAUGACAAACACUUACAGCUCUUUUUAUGGGUAUGAGACCGAACAAAGGGCAACAUAGCAAACAAAUAGGCCGUUAAACCAGAGCGGUUAUGCUAGAGUGCUGUGUUUUGACAGGACUGAGGUGUGGCUCCAAAAGCUGCAUUGCUUUGUUUUUGGUAUAACAUCGAACAUCUGUGUUUGAGGGCAUACUCCCCACGACUUAAUUUUGUUGAAACAAAAAGCCCUGUCAUAAAUGCUGAGGACAUAUACCAUGAGGAAAUGAUCUUUUCUUUUCCUAAUUAAAUCCUGCGUUUACAUAUUUAUAUGGGCUGCAAGGAUAACAAACAUACACACGUGCAUGAGCAUCAUAGAGGAGGGUUAAGAGGGAGUGUCUUUCCAGGAAUCCAAAGAGGGAAUGGAAAUGAGAAUAUUAGAGAACUUUCUCAUUACUCUAAAGACAAAAAACACUCUUCAGUCUUGUGAUCUUAUACCCAUCUGAUGAGUUAGGAGUAGGCCCUAAAGUUGAUUGAAUAAAACCUCCCUCCUAGCCACUCUGUAAGUAAUAGCUUGCCGUUACUAAUACCUCAAACUAUUCUCUAAAGGACGACAUAGAGGAGAAUUUCCUCUGAGCUAGGCAGCACCACAGUUUAUAACUUUUGAUCACUCACCAAUUGGUUCCCACAAAACUCACUGUAGGAUUUUUAAUUAUGCCAAAACAUCAAUUAUUUUGUCUGUUUUGUCAGUCUUAUAAAAGGCUAAAAAUCUUGGGGUCACAUUGGAACUAAAUAAUGCUCACUUUGGAUGGAGUAGUGAGCGCCUUCAUUGAUCAAUAAGGAUGGAAUUGUAAAGGUUUAAAAUGAUACUUACAUUGUUGCUGAUGCUUUGGUUAUGGUAUAAAUAAAAGCUUCUAUAAACCCAGCACUAGGGGCUUCAGCACUGCUUAUUUUUGCUUGUUGCCAAUUUUUGUUUUUAACACCAGUGGAGCAGUUAAGUAGUUUAUUAAACAUUACAUAAGAAAGAUGCCGCAAAAAUGGUAUUCUGUGGGGCAAACAUCUCAAGCAAUCCACACUUAGCCUCUGGCUGAGGGCAGCAACUGUCCCUGUGGCAUAAACUAUAAGACAGCUUAUUGGUUGAAGUGGUCAACUCGGCAUCUCAUCUAUUAGAUGGUUAACCCCCAGUCGGGACUUGUGCCUGGUUGGGCUUUAAAGUAGUUUGUGGCGCUUACUCACAUUGUUCCCUGACUGUCUGGAUCUUUGCUGAUGUUCUUCAGAUGUGCAUCACUUUGGGCAAAAGCAUCUGCUGAAGUAAUUUGUAACAUUGCAGUGUAAGCAAAUAUUAUUCUGCCUUUCUUAUUAUUUAAGCCAAAUUUGCAUGGUGUUUGAAGUUAUGUUAAACAUAAGUAUGGUUUUAAUAAUAGUGCAGGAUUAAGGGGUCAGACUAAUGUUGCAGGGCCCACUGUGAUAUCGUACAGGGCCCGGAAUGCAUCCCCACGGACAUACUGUACAAACAGCCUUUCAGAUUUUUAUAUAAGUUGCCAACACCCUCAUGCAAGAUGGACACAAAAUGCAUAGAGAUGCAUAAAGGAAAAGACACACCUAAGUGACUGAAAUGACACGUGAGCAUCUGUUUGCACUGCAGCAACCGUCUGUAAGAGUGUGUGUGUAGAAGUUUAAAGAGUGUACAGUGGUGGACAGGAGCGCCCUCUGUCGGUGGAAGCGGUGGCUAGUCAGUGACGUGACAGUGACGAUACUUACGGGUGAAGCCAUAGAUAAAUUAUGACACUAGAUGCCUCACAGCCGUACCCAGGAUGCUGCAAGACCGCCGCCAUCUUGAAGCGGUACUAGUUAACGGUUUUGAGGUUUUGCAGUUGAAACGUUGGAAGCCUGCGGUUUACCUGACAAAAGCAUUGUUUACACGUUGCCCAGAACCGCCACUGCUGCAAAUUAAAAAAAGAAUGCAAAAAAAAAAAGUCACAAUGGAAGUUACCGAUGCAAAAAAGUGGCAAUGCAAGAAAAAAAAAAAAAAAAAAAACCCAUUUAAAAUGAACAGACAAACGGUGCAAAAAAAAAAAAAAAGCCACAUUGGAAAUUGAAGCCCAUUGAAAAUACGAAAAGAAAUCUUCCGAAGAAAAAGAAAAGCCACAAUGGAAACUAAUGAUGCAAAAAAAAGUGGCGAUGCAAAAAAGAAAAAAAAGGUCAUUUACAGUGAAAAUAAAAGGAUGCAAAAAAAAAAAGGUACAACAGAAGUGAGCUGCCGUGGACCAAUGAUAAUAAUACACUGGUGUUUUACGAUCUAGGCACAGACGACAGCGAGAAAACAAGCAAAAAAGUAAGUGUAACGGUUAUUGUUUAAUUAUGCUUUGUGUGCUUUUCAAUGUGGUUAGGCCUUGUAGCCCCUGAGUCAAUAUGAAGUUAAUCUGAAGCAAACACCACACCGCCAUCCUCCAGUUCAACUUAAUGUCGACUCAGGCACUACAUGGCCUAACCAAAUGACACAUUGAAAAGCAUAUGAAACGAAAUUAAACAAUAACCUUUCCACGUACUUUUUUUGCUCAUCUUCUUGCUGUCGUCAUCUGUGCCUGGAUCGUAAAACAUCAGUGCAUCAUCAUUAUUGGUUCCCGGCGGCUCACUUCUGUUGUGGCUUUUUUUAUUUGCAUCCUUUCAUCUUCACAGGAAGAAACUCUUUUUUAUGCAUCGCCACCUUUUUUUGCGUCAUUAACUUUCGUUCUGGCUUUUUUUAAAAUCUGCAUUGUUUCUUUUUUUUCUUUGCAGCGGGCUUCGGUUUCUUUUUUUGCAUCAGUAACUUCUGUUGCAAUCUUUUUUUUUGCAUUCUUCUUUUAUUUGCAGCAGUGGUGGUUCUUGGCCACCGUAUAUUUACAUUCAACACCAUACUUGCCAGCAGUCACCGGUACCGCUUCAAGAUGGCGGCGGUUUUGACGUUGUACGGAUCGUGAGGCAUCUAGUGUUAUGACAUCUACGGGUAAAGCAAUUUUCACUAUAAGCCCAGAACCUCUGGUCUGUUUAUUAAAGGCUAACUCUGCUAAACAGUGAAGACGUCUCUUGCUUUAGGUGAGUUUAAACACCGGCACAUACUAAGCCGUGAUAGUGUUAUUUUUGCUCCUGAUAGUUUGUUGAGGGUAAAUCCAGCCACCGUCUCAAUUUGAAGUCAAAGCUAGCUUGCACGAAUGGUUAGCUUGUAGCCGCUAGCCUAGCAGCAGACUGGACGAAAUGUGAAAUGUAUUUGGAAGAAAAGCCUUUUUUUAUUUCAAUCCUGUUGUAGCAGCUUUUUGAAACGCAUGUCGAGAUGUUAUGCCAAAACAGUAAAGUCAGAUCUCAGUGUAUUUAAUGUAAAAGCGUCCAUUAUCGGACACGUCCUCUGCUAUUCCUUAUUUAGCAUAGACGGGUCCUGUCAGCGUCUCCACUUUGAUCAUCCCACACUGUGAUACAACCCAGACCUGUGUGCAGAUAUAGAAAUGACAGUCACAGAUGUUUUUUUGGUCCAUGUAAUUGCCUCUGUCUGAGGGAAAGCUGGGUGUUGUAAAAAUAGUACAGGACAUUUUGACUUUAAUGACAAUCAGUUCUGAUCAAUGACUUCAUGUGCUGGUCUGAUGAUGAUGAUGUACCGAAAAACUGCUUUAUUUUUAAUGGUCACUGAGACAUGAAGUUGAUCUAACAUAGACUGAUAACCCUGAAUUUUCUUCACAUGGCUAAAUGAGUGUGUGUGAAAAGUCAACAAUCAUUUGGCAGAUACUUGUACAUGUCAGCAGAAGGCAGUAUGAGUACCUCAGCUCAGUGCUAAGUUGGGUGCGGUGUCUGCUCCCACCCUGCUGCCCCUCACCCUCAGGCGGGACUAAACCAUGGUCUGUUUACACAGAGGAAAACUUUUCAUUAAAGGGUCAAUGACACCAACUAAUCUUAUAAUAAAUUUGGUAAAUACAGGAAAUAAUCAACACAACUUUUUCUUUGUCAACAUUGACAACUAUAUAGAAUUUAUUGAUAUUCCUUCAGGAGCCAAGUCUACCAUGUCAAGUUCAGUUUAUUUUGAUCUCCCUUUGAAUGUCUGAUCACCCAUCCUUGGUGUCGGCUUUUUUGCAAUAAAACACCCAUUAUACAAGCAGGUUCAGUUCUUCUGUUUCUGAUGUUUAUGGAUGGUGAGUAGAGAUCAUCUGCAGCCAGAUACAUAGAUACAUACAUUGUGAAUCCGUCAGCUGAGAUGGCACAACAGAAAUCCAAAAUUCUCUUGUGGCGAUAUCAGCCAUCGGCCUAGCUGCUUUCUUGUUAUUUGUAUCAAUGUCGGCAUUAGAACAACAGUUAUUGGUCAACCACUACUAACACAAAUAUAUUGUUCCAUUUUGCGGCUCCUGUAUCAAGCAAGAGCCUUCUCCUUGAAACCAAGACUGCAAACUAAUAACCGGCUAGGGAGCCCGUUAUGAGCUCGUUAUUAAGCCAUUACAGAGCUUGAUAACGAGCUGAUCAUUUGAAUCAGGUGUGUUGGAGCAGGGAAACAUCCAAAACAUGCAAGACAGUGGGCCUCGAGGACUGGACUUGAAAACCACUGGUUUAGGCCAUUACUUACAAACUAACUAUCACAAGAAUAGAUUUCAGCAUAUGAGUGAUUGACCAUUUUAAACGAACAGCUUCCAGGGAAACACUCUAACAUCAUUUUAGUUCAACACGUAUGAAUGGAAAUUCUAUCGUCACAUUCCAGAUAUGAUAUGAUAUGAUAUGAUACGAUAUAGUGCUGGACGAUAUUGGAAAAAAACUAACAUUGUGAUUUUUUUUAAUACAGGAAUGUUCACCUGAAUAGCACUUUAUGCUAUGCUGCACUGCUUAAAUCUUGUGGACAGUUAAACUGCACUGAUCUUGCCUCUUUUUGUAAAUGUUAGUAGAAUGGCUUCUGUCUGUCUCAGUGAUAUUUUUAGCUUGCUUUUAUUGUGCUGGGACUUUAUUGUGGCAACAGAUGAAAAGCACUGCCAACGCAGACCACGUGUUUAGUCGACAUCAUCCUUCUUGUAACUGAAAUAAUUUCAGAUAACUGACUGUCCCUUUCUUUUUGGCGACAAAUCUUCAUUUCGGUGUUUUUUUUCUUGUUCGUUGCUCAUUUUGCAAUCGUCGUUGUUGUCACGGUGUUGUGCCAAAAAAACGCAUGCCGGCUGAGAAUUGCAUGCACCUCGCAAAAUGCGCACCGCCUAUAGUAGAGUGGUCCACGGAAAUGUACAAUUAAAAACCCAUGCAAUUCUUAUUUGUGUGGCUUAACAGUAAUGAGUGUGAUCUGAAAGUAAUUCUCAGUGGUCACGCGUUUCUCGGCACAACACUGGCAGCGCCAGCGACUCACUCCAUGUGUACCUCAGUCAGCUACACUUGAAAUUAGAUGAGUUCAUUCGCCACUUUCAUCGCAGGCUCUGCGAUGCGACCAUGUGCACACGUACAUCGUGAUGACGAUGCUCAAACGAUGUAUUGUGCAGCCCUACUCCAGACUAAAUCACUUUCUCUCUGUAACAUGCUCGCUGUGUCUAUCUCUCGUCUCUUCCAGUGGACAGUGGAUCUGCAGCCCUGUAUACUAAACAGGAGAAAGAGCUAGUCAUCAUGAACUGCGACAUAGAUGGUAGGUCUACUCACAUGCAUUAGUGUGUAACUAUGUCUGAGUGUGCACUGCAAAAUAACAGUGGUGUCAUCUAACUGUAUGUGAAUGACAUCAAUGUUUCUGUCUGUUUCAGGAGACAUGGAGAACCAGGUGGAGAUGGAGGAGAAGACAAGGUUAAUAAAUCAAGUUCUGGAACUUCAGCACACACUUGAAGGUGAUAUACUCGCUUUCUCUGCACUCAAUAUGGGGGAUUCCUCAGUGGUUGAAGUGAACAACAAAUGGCUGCAUAAUCGAUAGUUAUUUUUCUUACAAUAACCAUUUAACUCGAGUUGUAGAGAUGCUAUGGUAAGAAAUCCCUCAUUUUUAUGAGUAAAGAUUUCAGCUGAUGACUCUAAAUGUGAGUAGAACAAAAGGUUUGACUUGUAUCAUUAACUCCUUGUUAGUCUACCUCUAUGUUAAUGCUGUCAGGAGAAGGGAAAUCUGACUCCUACUAUUCUGCAGAGACUCAGCUGCUGCUGCUUCCCAUCUGAGGCAGACACUUUCAGUUAGUAGUUGUCGCUGCUGCUGUCAGGCCAAGUGUUGAUAAAAUUCAAAUAAUAUACGUUGAAUUAUUUUACCUGUCUUAAACCUGUAGUGCCCAGUGCCAGGUUCCCACCAAUUCUCCACCUCACUAUUCAUUCAUUCAUUCUGCCAGUCCUGUUCGCUUUCCACACCCACAAACUCCAAAUCCACUAAUCGCAGCACGCCGCCAUACCCGGUCAGUUUGAAAUCCCAGACCCAGAGAUGUUUGUAGCUGGGGAAAAGAGCAAAACAUCGCAUGGGGAAAAAAGAGUAGAGCAAGCAAUUUCCACACGCAAGCUUAUUACAGCCACUAGAACUGGUAAAGUCCGCUAAAUGACGUUUAAUGUGGUCCUCCUGUCAGAAUUAUUGUUACUGUGGAGUUAGGCGGACUGUGUUAAUCACACUUCUUGUGAGCAUGAAGGUUCAAACACCUGAUGCUUUUCUCCAUGCUUUAAUCCAGCAACACAAUAUCAGCUACAGCUUACAUAGUUGACUGUUAUCAUGCAAGAAAAGGUGGCCAAAAAACUGCUAUUUGAACCAGAUCACAUGAAACCUUCCCAAAAAAGGAGGUGGGGGCUGAGUGGAUGUUACUUUAGUUGUUCAGCAGUAUGAAAUAUGUAGUUAGACCUUUCCUUCAUUUGUUUUUUAGAUCUGUCAGCUCGAGUCGACGCAGUCAAGGAGGAGAACCUGAAGUUAAAGUCAGAGAACCAAGUCCUGGGCCAGUACAUAGAGAACCUCAUGUCUGCCUCCAGCGUCUUCCAGACCACCGACACCAAGGGGAAACGGAAGUGA